AUGUUUACACUCCUGACAGCCGCGGCCGGGGGAGGAGGCGCGGGAGUUGUGGGAGGAUGGGCCGCCGCUAGGCUCGCGCUCCGGACGCGCCUCGCCGUGCGCAGGGUGGGUGCCCGCGCCUGCAGCGUCCGCCGGAGCGGCGCGGCGGGAGGUGGCCAGCGCUCCGGGCCUCGCAGCCACAGCCCCGGGCCCAGCGGGCCUGUCCGCGGCGCCGCCUGGCCGAGCCGCCCGCCCGCUCCGGGUUCUGCGCGGGCCGGAGGACGCAAAGCUCCCCGCUUCCUGAAGUUCCUGCUGCUUCAGACAAUGGAUGAGCAAUCACAAGGAAUGCAAGGGCCACCUGUUCCUCAGUUCCAGCCACAGAAGGCCUUACGACCGGAUAUGGGCUAUAAUACGUUAGCCAACUUUCGAAUAGAGAAGAAAAUUGGUCGCGGGCAAUUUAGCGAAGUUUAUAGGGCUGCCUGUCUCUUGGAUGGAGUACCAGUAGCUUUAAAAAAAGUACAGAUAUUCGAUUUAAUGGAUGCCAAAGCACGUGCUGAUUGUAUCAAAGAAAUAGAUCUCCUUAAGCAACUCAACCAUCCAAAUGUAAUUAAAUAUUAUGCAUCAUUCAUUGAAGAUAAUGAACUGAACAUAGUUUUGGAAUUAGCUGAUGCUGGUGAUCUAUCCAGAAUGAUAAAGCAUUUUAAGAAACAAAAGAGGCUAAUUCCUGAAAGAACUGUUUGGAAAUACUUUGUGCAGCUGUGCAGUGCGUUGGAGCACAUGCACUCUCGACGAGUCAUGCACCGGGACAUUAAACCAGCUAAUGUGUUCAUUACGGCCACUGGGGUGGUCAAGCUUGGAGAUCUUGGGCUUGGCCGUUUUUUCAGCUCCAAAACCACAGCUGCACAUUCUUUAGUGGGUACACCUUAUUACAUGUCUCCAGAGAGAAUACACGAAAAUGGGUACAACUUCAAGUCUGACAUCUGGUCCCUUGGCUGUCUACUGUAUGAGAUGGCAGCGUUACAGAGUCCUUUCUAUGGCGACAAGAUGAACCUGUACUCGCUGUGUAAGAAGAUAGAGCAGUGUGACUACCCGCCUCUCCCUUCAGACCACUAUUCAGAGGAACUGCGACAGCUGGUGAACAUGUGCAUCAACCCAGACCCGGAAAAGCGGCCGGACAUCACCUACGUGUACGACGUGGCCAAGCGGAUGCACGCCUGCACCGCCAGCGCCUGA
This is a messenger RNA of Rangifer tarandus platyrhynchus (Svalbard reindeer), 1212 nucleotides long. The record is from the annotation of a GenBank genome assembly. Lineage: Eukaryota; Metazoa; Chordata; Mammalia; Artiodactyla; Cervidae.